Molecule: messenger RNA, 1130 nt
Organism: Cuscuta epithymum
Lineage: Eukaryota; Viridiplantae; Streptophyta; Magnoliopsida; Solanales; Convolvulaceae
Source: the annotation of a GenBank genome assembly
AUUAAGACAAGGAAUACAGAUUUUAAAAAUAUUGGCGACUAUAAAAGGAGGUAAUAUUGAAUUUAUUUGUAUCUUAACAAACACUCCUGGUUUAUAUCGUUUUUGGUGAUCUGUUAGUUGUUGGAGACUUGGAAUUUGAAGGAAGAGAAUCAGGCCAUGGCUGACGGGGACCAGAAACUUGAGUCUAAGAAGAGCCGUCACCUCUUUGGACGUCAACAAUCGAUUCACAAGGUUCUGGGUGGAGGAAAAUUGGGAGAUGCGGUGCUAUGGAGAAAUAAGAGGGCGAGUGCGAGGAUCCUGGCUGGGGCCACCCUUACCUGGCUCCUGCUUCAGCGGUUUGAAUUCCGUGUGCUGGAGGUCGCUUCCCACGCUCUAAUCCUCACUCUCGCUAUCUUCUUUUCCUGGUCAAAUGGUAACCCUCUACUCAACAAAUCUCCGCAACCAAUCCCAAAAGUUCACAUCCCGGAGAAGACAGUGUUGCAAAUCACAUCUCAUAUUAGCUUUGCUUUCAAUAAGUGCUUCCUACUUCUACACCAAAUUUCACUUGGAAGGGAUUCGACUAUGUUUCUGAAGGUCAUUUCUGGGCUAUGGAUAUUCGCAAUUCUGGGCGGCAGCUGCGAUUUCCUGACUCUAAUAUACAUAUGUGUUAUUAUACUCCUCACGGUGCCGGUGGUUUACGAGAAAUACGAAGAGGAAGUGGAUGCAUUUGCAGAGAAAGGAAAGAUGGAGAUCAAAAAAUACUAUGCCUGGUUACAUGCAAAUGUUUUGAGUAAGAUUCCCAGAGGACAUGUGAAAGAGACAAAAUUAAUUAAGAACAACUAAGAAGUUGGCUUAAUUAUUAAUUAGCUAGCUGAUCAAGGACAAUAGCUCUGAUCAGCAUUUACUGGUUUUAAAUUUAAUCAACAAUUUCAUAUAUACAACAUAUGUAUCUAUUGACUAUUCUGAGAUGAGGAUGGGUUAUUUGAACACAUAUAACUCUACACACACAUGCAAAUGUACAUGCUUCAAUUCAUCGCAAUGUUGUAAACUUGUAAUACAUAAACGACCUUUAAUUUUUAUAUAAUAAACACUCAAAUUGUUUUUUAUUUUUAUAUAAGGCUGUUUGGGAUAAUUUAAAAUUCCUUGCAAGA